Molecule: messenger RNA, 633 nt
Organism: Trichomonas vaginalis G3
Lineage: Eukaryota; Parabasalia; Trichomonadida; Trichomonadidae
Product: peroxiredoxin protein
Exons: 1
Coding region: 1-633 (210 amino acids)
Biological process (GO): cellular response to stress; cell redox homeostasis; response to oxidative stress
Cellular component (GO): cytosol
Molecular function (GO): thioredoxin peroxidase activity
Source: RefSeq, a predicted model, not a curated record
AUGAGUGAGCAAAUCCCAUUGCAGCCAGGAAUGAAGGCACCUGAUUUCACAAUGCAGUCAUUAGGUCCAGAUAUGGACUUCCAUACAGUCAAGCUCUCUGAUUACAAAGGAAAAUGGCUUGUUUUAUUCUCAUAUCCAUUAGAUUUUACCUUUGUUUGUCCAACUGAGCUUGUUGAGUUGAACAAUAACUUCGAUAAGUUCAACAAGCUCAAAUGCUCUAUUAUUGGCUUUUCGACAGAUUCUGUCUACGUACACAAUGCAUGGGCAAUGACAGAUCGUAAAGAUGGCGGAAUUGGAAUGCUUAAGUAUCCUCUUGCAUCAGAUUUGACCCAUGCAGUUGCUGAAAAAUACGGUUUUUAUCUUGAAGAUGAAUGCCAUUGCCUAAGAGGUACAGCUUUGAUUAACCCCGAUGGAAUUGUUCUGCAUAUAACUAAAAACCAUCCAGAUGUUGGCCGCAAUAUCCAAGAUAUGCUUGAAAUCAUUGAUGCAGCUCAAAAACUUUCAGAAAAACAAGUUAACUGUACAUCUCUUCAGACGCAAAAUGCAGAACCUCUCCCUUCGAAGGAUAGAGAGCUUUCAAAAGUUGAAAAUGCAGAUAAGGGCGCAAAGUCUACAUGCUGCAGCUUAUUGUAA